AUGCUGAAUGAUGUUUUUUCAUUACUUGUCGCACUCUGGGCUAUCAAGCUUGCAAAACAGAAGUCUACUUCUAGCUAUACAUAUGGGUGGCAACGUGCGGAAGUCCUCGGCGCCUUGGUCAAUGGCGUUUUCCUCCUCGCUCUGUGUUUAUCGAUCUUCCUUGAAGCUAUCCAGCGAUUUUUCGAGCCGCAAGAGGUUGGUCAGCCCAUUCUCGUACUCGCUGUCGGGAGUGCUGGGUUGGCAUCAAAUAUUCUUGGAUUAUUCCUGUUCCAUGACCAUGGUCACUCCCAUGGAGGUGGUGAUAGCCACGGCCAUUCUCACAGCCAUGAUAUUGAAGCUGGAAUUGAUGGCCAUGAGCACCAUAAACACACCCACGGUCUACCCGGUCACAUCCACAACCCCGCCGAAGAUGAUAGUGGCGACAUCGAAGAAAUUCUCCCCGCCAAUGUUGUAGCUCGUGUCGCGUCCGAUGCGAACCCCGUCUCCAGGUCUACUCAGAAACACAAGAGAAAUAGUAGUAGGCAGGCACGUUUCGCAUCGCCGGUAACACACAUUCACGUCCACCCCGCCCGUAACCGACAAGAGGUCAUCGCCGCCGCUGUCAGCGACACUGAAGCAACCUCCGGCACUUCCGACGACGAAGAAGGUGGUGAUGAAAGCACCCCACUCGUAUCUAAAAAUGGUGAUUCCUCCUCCUCUCCUCGUAGGCGCGCAUACUCCGUCACCCACACCGGCCAUAACCACACCAAGCCUAAGCCCGAAGGCACCUCCGGUCAUUCCCAUGCAAACCUCAACAUGCGCGGUGUUUUCCUGCACGUUCUCGGCGAUGCCCUCGGAAAUGUCGGUGUUAUGGUUGUUGCUCUCUGCCUGAUGUACAUCCCGGAUGAGUACACAUGGAAGAACUACCUAGAUCCCUCCAUCUCCCUCGUCAUUACGGUAAUCAUUUUCUCGUCCGCCCUGCCGCUUGUUAAAUCCGCCUCCAAGAUUCUACUCCAAGCCGUCCCAACCGGAAUCUCGCUCGAGGAGGUCAAGGAAGACAUCGCGGACAUCCCUGGCGUUGAGUCUGUCCAUGAACUCCACAUCUGGCAGCUCUCGGACGUAAAGAUGAUCGCCUCACUCCACAUUCAGAUCGCCUUCGACCCUGACCAGGGUGGCCGUUACAUGCAACUCGCACGCUCAAUCAGAACCUGCCUUCACGCUUAUGGUAUCCACUCAUCCACAAUCCAGCCAGAGUACACUAAGCCGGUCGGCGGCGACGUCAUCGCCGCUGACAUGAGCCCUGGUGGCGAGCAAGUCACGGGAUAUGGUGCCACGGCUGACGGCAGCCGUGCGGGAAGCGUAACAGGAAGUGAUUCGGCAUGCCUGUUGGACUGUGGAGAUGGGGGGUUUUGUCUUGAGUGCGAAAGUAGUGGGGAGAGGUGCUUGGGUAAGAAGUAA
Messenger RNA from Morchella importuna, 1437 nucleotides. RefSeq lists its product as uncharacterized. The record is from RefSeq and is a predicted model, not a curated record. The transcript is spliced from 5 exons. Gene Ontology annotation, cellular component: membrane. NCBI's taxonomy places the organism in Eukaryota, Fungi, Ascomycota, Pezizomycetes, Pezizales, Morchellaceae. Gene Ontology annotation, molecular function: zinc ion transmembrane transporter activity. Gene Ontology annotation, biological process: intracellular zinc ion homeostasis; zinc ion transmembrane transport. The coding region runs from base 1 to 1437 and encodes 478 amino acids.